CGGGGGAGCACGGGACCGAGAACGCUGUUCCGCGGCAUUCGUACAGUUCCCGUUACCCGUGCUGGGUUCUUGCCGCGUGCGCGGGUGGUUCGUCGUCGCGAUCGUCUUCCGGAGUGUCGGGGAACCGAGGGUUCGCAUCCGAGAGAGAAUCGGGGCUGGCGUGAAUUCGUGUACGAGACCAGGUGCCAGAGGCGGGGUCACGGAGUAACCGAGAGUCGUCGACGCGAUAUAAGGCGGACGUCGGAGGCGUCUAGGGCGAGAGGGCGUGCGGGAGGAGGGCGGGAGGAGGGGGGGAGGAGGGCAGGCGACGGGGAAGGAUGUCGAUGCGCCGCCGGUGGUCGGUUUCGGGGGUUGACUCGCGCCGCGGGGGCGAUGAGCGCACUUCCCUCCGCCCUGAGACUGACCUGCUGCCGUUCCUGGCUCCUGCUGAUCUGCCUCGUUCUCUGCCUGGUCUCGAGCUGCAGCUGCACACGCCAGGAUCGCUUGACCCGCGGACUACAAGCAGGUGAUGACGUGCGCGGCUCAAACUUCAACAACGACGACGAAGACGUCGAUCUCUACGACGACGACGAGGACUACCUCGAGGAGAACAUCACUGCGGCGAAGGGGCAGUACCUGGGCUCGCCGUGCGAUGUCUCGUGCAAUCCGGAACUGCUGCACGUGUUCUGCGACACGGUCACUGGUCACUGCGAGUGCGAGAAAUUCUAUCCAGUUCGUCUUGGGCCUAGCAAAGGAUGUGCCAAACCCAAAAGACUCGGGGAGCAAUGCUUCUAUCGCGCGACAUGCACUUUUUCGGAUCAACAUGCGACCUGCACCCAGGUGCAGCACAACGCCGUGUGCGACUGCGAGGAGGGCUAUCAUAGGGUUGCCUUGUCCAGGCCUAACAAGAAGGUGUUCUGCGCCGAAGAUCUGGUGCUGAUAACUACGGAUGUUCCGACCCUGCUCUGCAUAGCAUCGGGAAUAGCGAUAUUCACGGCGAUGAUAUGCUUCGUGCUGAAGUUAUUCAGCCGUGCGAGAUACUCAAGGCCGCGGCACUAUGCCAACGCGAACCACGCGCCGCCCAUGCUGUUCUCCAGCGACACGGGUAUUCCACUGACACUCCACGGCGGCCGACCAUCGUCGCGCGCGAGUCAAAGAAGCAGCACCGGAGGACCGUUGACCUACGCGUUCACCAGGAGGCCUAGCAGCGGCGGUAGUCGCGGUCCGUUGGUACCAGCGUCGAGAGCAGGUGCGGCACGUGCCGCCGCCAUCUUGCUUAUAUCGUGCCACCUGCAGGCGACCAAAGGCGGGAACAAGCAUCGACGUACCCUUAGCGACGUUGCUGAGGGAUCGUCCGACGGCCUCGGUUCUCGUCGUCCUAGCUUAACCUCGGUUCACAGUUCUACGUCCUCGGCGCGUAGUUACAGCGCGCGACGUCUCGAGAAGGAAAGGAACGAGAAGGAGCAACGUCAGGCCCUGCAGGAGCUGAAGCUGGCCAAACAACGGGAGCAACAUCAACAACAGCAACAAGUCGCGCCCACGCCCAGCCCCAGGACGCCUCACUCUACGGACGAGCUGCUGCCCUCCGUGGAGGAAGGGAAAGAGGUCUUUUACAACGAGCAGGUGCCGACGACAUCGGACGCCAUCGAGGAAACGCUGGUGAAAACGACGGCGGUGACGACGACCAACGUGAACGCGAGCAUAUUCGGGGAGAUGACGCCUGUGACGACCUCGACAACGUCCAUCUUCGAGACGAACAUCGCGCCACGGGCCACCGGUGACAUUUUUCAAGUGUAGUUAAGAACCAGAGCCGACCAGAAAAUGGACGGAACGCGCGAUACCGCGAGACUCGAAUCGUCGACGGAGGCAGUGAAACCAAUCGCGUCUCGUCGCGUCACCGUCGAGAGGCGAGAACCAGUUGCACACACGCCACACAAUUCUAAACGAAACGACGCCACGCGUUUGAACGGCCAACAGCCACGAGCCUAGGGACCGACCAACGUGGAAAGCGUUCGAGGGAUCAUCUGGAACCGGAAGUCACGGACGACGAUGGCGCUCGAACGAUAACUGUAGGUCAGAGAUGGGCGAAACUCUCGAGGCAAAUUUGUCGAACGAGGAAGAAAUAAACGAUUUUAACGACUAGGUCCAAGGAGGGAUCACAAUCUCAUUGUUUCGUUAACACUUUACCGACCUGUAGCCGAUUAAUCGGCUUUUUGUCCUCAACGUUUACCGUACAAUAUUUAAUCGGAUACUAUGGUAACUAGCAAGUACCUGUUACUUUGAAUCGAGAGACUAGUUUUUCUUAUUCAAAAAAUACCGUUAUAUCAGUGAUUGGCAAAACCCUAGGCUUCGAAUAAAUCUGAAGUUUGCCGAUCGGUUUCUCUCGUUUCCUUCUUUGGAAAAUGUUCAACAGAAGAAACGAGACAAACAUAUCCGCAAACUUUAGAUUUAUUCGAAGCCUAGGGUUUUGCCCAUCGCUACGUUGUAUGGAUUACGGUAUAUUAUAUCAAUAUUAAACUCAAUUAUAAUAGAUAAAAUAAAUAUUGUUUAAUACUAAUAUCAUGAAAAUAAAAGAUUUGAUUAAAUUUGAUUAUCUUGUAAUAACAGAAAGAGUACAAUUUUAUCUGAGAAUAAGAAAAACGCAUGUAUUCCCGCGCGACAGUAGUCGAAACAGAGCCGGCGCCAGAAAAAAUCUGCGGCCCAGUGGCCGGUCAGAAGGGCCUAGGAUGUUGAAUCGCUACCGGUCGGUAAAGCGUUAAGAACUCGUUGACUUUAUUGAAUCGGUACAUUGUUAUUUCAUGUAAUCUUUCCUUUUCUAACACUUUCGAGUGAUUUUACGUCGACCGAGAGCAUUCGUUGCUUAUUAUCGAAACAAACUUUUGCCCAUCUCUGACGGUAGGAGGGUAGAAAUGGCAGAAGGAUCGUUAAAGCUGAAAUUUGUUCGAGCCACGCGCGAAGGCCUAGAAGAAUUAUUUAUUCUAAAAGAUAUAUUUUUAAAUACCUAGGUGCGGGAGGUACUUAGACGCGGAGCCAGCUUUCUGAAGAUGUCAAAGUGGAAGUGAUUAGAGAGGACGCGUUCGGCUGUGAAUACGUAACAUUCAGGAAUGUACAAGAGUAUGUAAAAUGUCGUCGUUACGGGUACACCGUAUGGUAACUGACUACGUGCCGUGUGUUUAGGGGCCGAACGAGGUUUCACGCAGGUUUUGAGUCAGCGUUCCUUCACUGGGAAUGUGGCAGGACUCGAACGACACAUUUUAAAUAUCGAACUCGCGAUAUGAUUGAAAAUAUAUUAGAAGCAUUUACUGUACCGCAAGGAACAGCUUAACUUUAACUACGACAAUUAUUGCGUUGGAGAAUCGUAACGCAAUCGUACACUCGCGAUUCCUUCCAUAAAUUUUAAAUCAACGUCGAGUCGUGCCACUUGGCAGUCGAGGAUCGACGAGUGACGAGAAGGAUGAAACAUUCGGAAUCAUUUUUUACGGCUUAAAUUUUUGAAGCAUUCACGGAUCAUUGGUUCGUCGGUGGGAUUUUUUUACGAAGAUACAGGAUACCUUGAGCGUAAACGAGCGAUCGAGCACAGAACAGAAAUCAAACUUCUCCGAUUUACACAUGGAUGUUCGGUAUGAUAAAUACUCCGUUACGAUUUACUUACAUAUCAGUGAAAUAUCGAUUUUUUGCUUUCCCCCGCAGAGUUGGAAUAAAAUUUCGAAUAAGUUCAACCCCCUCCCCCCCCCCCCCCCCGUCUCGGGGAUUUUUACUCCGUAUUCGUUAGUCGAAACGAAGUUCGCCCGACUCUGUUUCUCGUGUCGACAAUUUCUCGUGUCGACCGGGCUAAAUCGCGAUACCGAACUUGCUAGUUCUCGUUGUGUUAGUAGAGUAUCUCGUCCGACGUGCAAAUUCUACAUCUUUCCGAUCGAAAGAUCGACCAAACAAUCGCAAGAGCCGAGUGUUUCUGGAAAUUCUACACUAAUUUCGCGUCGUAAAUUUCUACACGAAUUUUUUGCAACAUCUACAGACAACUAAUUGCUAAAAUUAAAUCACAUAUCAGCGACGAAUUAAAACGAUUCGAAUGCAGAACAGAUCCAGACGCAAAGGAAACGAACAAGGAACGUUUCGUUGGAAACGUGCAACGUGAAAUGUUUUUCUCUGCGACUCCUCGAUUGGACGUGCAGGAUGAUUCAAAAGCGGUAUCACAAUCAGCGAGCGCAGAACGAAUGAAAAUACAUGUAGCUUUCGGGAGCGUUAAUCUAUUUCUUUUUUUUUUCUUUUUUUUUUGCAAUUCAAAAACGUUAGAAGAUCGAUACACUGUUUCGUUAGUAUCCACAACGAAGGAUGACUCGAAAUCAAUCUUCGUAAUAGCAAAGCAUACUUGCUAAAGUUGCGUGUAUAUUCACUUCGAAUCUAAACCGUAAUCGUGACGGCACAAAUCAGAUUUCGCGACGCCAUUUUUGGAUCGCCCUGUGCACAUAUGUAAUCAUAAACCGCGCAUAGUGGCAUUAAAUAGAAACAAAGAGUAUUCCUAAGAGAUGCGAUAAAUGUUCUGCGCCAAAAUUAAUCUAAACGUCGCUGGGACGUACUCGAGGAAAAGAAUAAUAAUUAAAACGCACCUAUAUCAACGUACAUUCCGUCUCACGUGAAGAUACCGACGCGUUCAAUCGUUUCGUUUGCUCGAACGGAAUUUGCUGCAAUAGAGAAGCAACUGGCAGGGCAUUCUCGAGGCGGUCGAGGCUAAAUAUACCUCUAAUCUUAGACACACACAUACACACACACACACACA
Messenger RNA from Hylaeus anthracinus, 4756 nucleotides. RefSeq lists its product as uncharacterized. Bases 373 to 1776 code for a protein of 467 amino acids. The record is from RefSeq and is a predicted model, not a curated record. The transcript is spliced from 7 exons. Lineage: Eukaryota; Metazoa; Arthropoda; Insecta; Hymenoptera; Colletidae.